Messenger RNA from Debaryomyces fabryi, 1932 nucleotides. RefSeq lists its product as uncharacterized. Lineage: Eukaryota; Fungi; Ascomycota; Pichiomycetes; Serinales; Debaryomycetaceae. Gene Ontology annotation, cellular component: cytoplasm; cytosol; plasma membrane. Gene Ontology annotation, biological process: ubiquitin-dependent endocytosis. Gene Ontology annotation, molecular function: protein-macromolecule adaptor activity; ubiquitin protein ligase binding. The coding region runs from base 1 to 1932 and encodes 643 amino acids. The record is from RefSeq and is a predicted model, not a curated record. The transcript has a single exon.
AUGGGAUCUAGUGAUGUAAAAAUUGAAAUUGACCGUUCUUCAACGGGAGGAACGUUCACAAAUUAUGAUAUAAUUAAGGGCACAGUUAGAUUGAUAGUGACUAAUUCUAUUACACUCAACUAUAUUCAGGUGAAGCUCGAAGGGGUUUCUAAAUCACAGCUCAGUAUUCCCCGAGACCAGAGGGAUAGCGGUAGGCGUGAUAGAGGGAGAAAAGACCGAGAUAAGAAGGAAAAGUUGCUUCAGGAUGUGCAUAAAGCGUUGUACGAUACAGUGAUUGUUUUUCCUCCUGACAACGUAAGACAAGUUUCACAGGCAAAGGACUUCACUUUAACGCCCGGUAACUAUAGUUAUCCGUUUGAAUUUAAACUUCCGUUGAAUAAUUCUUGCGUGCAGCUCCAAGGGAUCACGAAUAAGGUGCUGUUCAACAAGAAGAAUUUUGAUUUGAUCAUCAAUAAUGGAAACUUCAAUGCCAACACAAUUAGGAAUAUGGCCCAGCAGUAUAAUCAACCUGUGAAAGGAGGGGGUGCGUCACAGAAACACCGUGACUACCAUAUUGUAUCCCAGCUUCCGCCAUCGUUGAGUGGGUUGGGGGAGUUUGCUAGUAUUAAGUACUACGUGAAAGUGACAUGCAAACGUUCAUCAUUCUUUAAAACCAAUUUGCGGUCUGUAGAUCCGUUUAUUUUCUUACCGUUAGAUUUGGAUAGUCAGAACCAGCCGUUGGUCCACGGGGGUGAUUACGAAGAGUACAGAGAGGUUUUUGUGAGGAAAGAAAUGAUGUUUUCCGAUAGAAUUCCGGAAAUAGUGGGCCUUGUUGUGCCCCCAGAGAAGAAACCACUCCCGCAAGCCCCUACACCAUCGGGGUCGGCAUCACGGAAAGGGUUUUUGCUGCGAUUCAUGAAUGGUCCUUCUUCUGCACCACCGAGUUCAUUUACUUCCCUGGAUACACGAAAGAAGAACGAUCUUGUGGGCGUGGAAUCGAAAGACGUCCCAUUUUCGUUUGAAGUUAGGUUUAGACAUCCAGCAUUUUUGAUUCCCACCAAAUCACCGUCGUUUAAGUUAUACUUCGUAUCGAAUCUAAAGCCUUUAAGGUAUUCUUUGGCGCAAUAUGGAAAACCUGAAGAAAGUAACGGGUUAGGAGUAAUAUAUUUACAAAAGUUGAUAGUCGAAUUAACGUCUACAACAAUCAUAUCAGUACUAGAGACCGAUGGAUCUGUCCAGGACAUUCAUAAGGCAAAGCAUGUCGACAACAUCAACGUGUGCAACAACGCAUACCAGAACUUGAAGUUUGAUUUAAAGAACUGUAGACGCCUGAAGUCGUCCUCUGCCACCAGCACUAAUUCCACGCUCAACGAUGUAUACGAGCUCGAAAUUCCAAGGAAGUACUACGAAAACUGUGUUUUGCCGGACUACUUAUCGCCAUCGUUCAAGACAUGCAACAUCUCUCGUUCAUACAGGCUUUCUAUCGUGGCUGGUAUUUCGUGCGAGAAGGUAUCAGACCCCACAAACGCUACCGAAGUUGAACGCAAGGUUCAAUACGUCGACCUCCAGUGUCCCGACAUCAAAGUUUUGAGCGGUUUGAAUAUGACCAGCACCCUCCAUUCCAAUGCCUCGGGCACUAGCUUACCCAGUAAGACAAACGACUCCCCAAGACCUUCAUACCCAUUCGCGGCAGACGAAAAGAGACAGGGUUCCUUCUCGUCUGAAGUAACUCCAACCCUUCCCCAGAGGCCCGUGUUCCCAUCCGAAAAACGAAAGCCGUCAGCAGUCUCCGAAGUCGCCUCCUACGAUGACGUUUCCUCCGAUACACAACUAUUACCCACAUAUGAUGACGUUGUCAGAGAAAGCUCCUACCAAGACAAUAGCGAACAUUUGCGGGCUAGACGCCGCUACCAGCAGCACGAACAAUACUACAAUAACUUAGACGACGCCUAA